This is a messenger RNA of Oppia nitens, 1852 nucleotides long. Its product is annotated as protein 5NUC-like. The coding region runs from base 39 to 1709 and encodes 556 amino acids. The transcript is spliced from 5 exons. Gene Ontology annotation, molecular function: 5'-nucleotidase activity; nucleotide binding; metal ion binding. Gene Ontology annotation, cellular component: plasma membrane. Lineage: Eukaryota; Metazoa; Arthropoda; Arachnida; Sarcoptiformes; Oppiidae. Gene Ontology annotation, biological process: AMP catabolic process. The record is from RefSeq and is a predicted model, not a curated record.
UUCAAAAAUCAACAAUUGAUAACUUUAAGAAAAACGUUAUGAAUAUCUUUUUAAAGUUUUUGUUAAUUUAUUUGCCAUAUGUUAUAAUAUAUGGUAGCAUUGUAUCGGUUAACUCAUUUAAUUUGUCAUUAAUUCAUAUCAAUGAUCUUCACUCACACUUUGCACCGGUAAAUGUGUGGAGUAGUCCUUGCGAUGAAAAGUCUAUAAAAUCUGGGAAAUGUUUUGGUGGUAUCGCCCGCAUUGCCGCAGAGGUAAAAAAACUGCGUGAAAGUCAUAAAAACUCAUUGUUUCUCAACGCUGGCGAUAGCUUUCAGGGAACCGUUUGGUACUCAUUGUAUAAAUCAAGUAUUGUUUCCCAUUUCACUAAUUUACUCAAAUAUGAUGCCAUGACUGUCGGUAAUCACGAGUUUGACGACGGAAUAGAAGGUUAUUAUCCUUUUCUGGACGACACAAGACAUCUGAUCCCAACUGUUUGCUGUAAUAUCGAUGUGUCAGAUGAGCCGCGACUUAAUGGCAAAAUUAAAAAGUCAAUUAUUCUGGAAGUAGAUGAACACAAAAUCGGGAUUAUUGGAUACUUAACCCCUGAAACCAGUUUUCUGUCAAAUCCGGGCAAAACAAUUAAAUUUGUCGACGAAAUUGAAAGUAUUAGGAAAGAAGUAAAACAUUUGCAAAGUUUAGGGAUUAAGAUAAUCAUCGGUUUGGGUCACUCAGGGUUUGUUAGGGACGUAGAAAUUGCUCAGAAUGUGCCCGAACUCGAUGUCAUAGUCGGCGGACACUCCCAUACAUUGCUAUAUUCAGGUGAAAAACCUUCCGUCGAGGACGUGGUCGACAAAUAUCCGACUGUUGUAAACCAUGGCUCGCAUCAGACUAUUAUUCUUCAGGCCUACGCUAACGGCAAAUAUUUAGGUUUAAUUAAUUUAGAGUUUGACUCCGACGGUAAUAUAACCCGAUUUGAUGGACAGCCCAUACUAUUAGAUAACAAAUAUGCUGAAGAUCCAAUUAUAGCGCAAGAAAUUAAUGGUUAUGACAAACAAAUACGUGAAAAAUAUGGAGAAGUAAUCGGAAAGAGUAAUGUUUUGCUUGAGGGCGGCUACAAGUGUGAGGUAGAAGAGUGUAAUUUAGGUAAUCUUAUUACCGAAGCAAUGGUUGUCUAUUACAUGAAGAACAGGCAGCAAACGGGCAACGGAUGGACUGAUGUGGCCGUUUCCGUCACCAAUGGAGGUGGCAUUCGGGCCACAAUCGACACGUCGACCACUGGCGGCAACAUUACAUUAGAGCACUUAAUCACAACAUUACCCUUCAGUAAUAAUAUGAUGAUUCUUGAAAUACCUGGACAAUUAUUAAAAGAGAUGUUAGAGUAUAGUGUCUCCCGAUAUGACAUAUGGGGCGGCGGAAAGUUUCUACAGUUUUCUGGUUUGCGAGUCGUUUACAAUCUAACAAAAUCCGAUUACAACAAAGUGGACACUCUGUCUGUCCGCUGCUCCGAUUGUAAUGUUCCCGAGUUUAGGCCACUCAAUGAAACUAUGAUUUACAAAGUGAUUGUUCCUAAAUAUAUAGCCGACGGAGGAGACGGCUAUCAAAUGCUCAAAAGUCGUGAUAUUAAACGUAUUACUAGUGAAGCCCUCGACUAUGAAAUUGUUUCUCAAUAUUUGAAGGAAACUUCAGUUAUUUAUACCGGAGUUGACGACAGAAUUCAAUUAAUUCAUUAAUUUAAAGACAAGAGUUUUGGCUAUUUUUAUAAAUAAAAAUAAUUUAUUAACUCUUUGUUUAUAAUAUUUUUUGUAACUUAUCUUAAAGUAUUAUAGUUUGUUGUAUUUUUAUACUAUUUUUAUAUACAGAACUAACUUAUUGU